Molecule: messenger RNA, 1303 nt
Organism: Ixodes scapularis (black-legged tick)
Lineage: Eukaryota; Metazoa; Arthropoda; Arachnida; Ixodida; Ixodidae
Gene: foxo
Product: forkhead box protein O
Exons: 2
Coding region: 200-1117 (305 amino acids)
Biological process (GO): regulation of transcription by RNA polymerase II
Cellular component (GO): nucleus
Molecular function (GO): DNA-binding transcription factor activity, RNA polymerase II-specific; RNA polymerase II cis-regulatory region sequence-specific DNA binding
Source: RefSeq, a predicted model, not a curated record
CUGACGUCAGGGGCGCCGCGGCGCAGCAGCGGCGGCUGGCUCCGCCCGGCGGCAGUCGGAGACUCGUGCCCGUACCACGGUAGUGCGCGUCGCCCGCUGAGCCCCCGCCCCGGGUCGCCGGACGACUGCCCGAUGGAUUACGGUCGCGCGUUGGGUCUUGGAUACCGGCGGCCUCCCAGCUGCGCCUGAUCGCCCUGUCAUGGAGCGGCUCGCGGACGUAGAACCGGGCUUCGAGCCGCAGACUCGUGCCCGGUCUAACACUUGGCCGCUACCGCGGCCCGACAACUACGUCGACGACAAGCCGGGGGUCGCGCAGGACGGUUUCGCCGAGGCGGCCCCCAAGAAGAAUUCGUCCCGUCGCAAUGCCUGGGGCAACAUGUCGUACGCGGACCUUAUCACGCAAGCCAUCCAGAGCUCGCCGGAGAAGCGGCUCACGCUGUCGCAGAUCUACGACUGGAUGGUGCAGAACGUGCCCUACUUCAAGGACAAGGGCGACAGCAACAGCUCGGCCGGCUGGAAGAACUCGAUCCGGCACAACCUGUCGCUGCACAGCCGCUUCAUGCGCGUCCAGAACGAAGGGGCCGGCAAGAGUUCCUGGUGGAUGCUCAACCCGGAGGCCAAGCCAGGCAAGGCGGCUCGCCGCAGGGCCACCUCCAUGGAGACCCCGCGCUACGAGAAGAAGCGCGGGCGGCUCAAGAAGAAACUGGAGGCCUUGAGGGCCUCGCCUAGCCCCUCGUCUUCCGAGGGACCCCUGGACCCGUUCCCCGAGUCGCCCCCGCCGCGGCUCGAGCUCCAAUGCGGCCCGCUGGGGCCCGGUGGCUCCUCGCCGUCGGGCUGGCCACCGCUGGUCCAGCUAGACCGCUACGGUGCGGGCCCGCUGGCCGACACGCUCACGCAGUCCAUGACGCUGGGCGACCGCCACGAACCGCUGGGGCCCUCGCAGGUCAUGGGCCGCCUGCUCUCGUUCAACGACCCGCUGCCCCACGACUUGGACCUGGACCUUGACGCGGUGCAGGGCCUCCACUGCGACGUCGACCAGGUGAUCCAGCACGAGCUCAACGUGGACGGCAACCUCGACUUCAACUUCGACUCGCACGCCAGACCCUGGGUCCACUGACACUCUAGUCCCCGUGCCAAGUACCGUGUACAUAGACCCCCCUGUACAUACGCCAAGCCGUGCCUCGUGAGCGGCCAGUCCGUCCACGCGCGGAGAACCACUUGUUACGACGUUUGCUUGCGUCUCGUUGUGUACAUACGCCCUCUAGCUGUUGUACCAUCUAAUAAAGUACUCUUUGUUGCCCAA